This is a messenger RNA of Pseudomyrmex gracilis, 6222 nucleotides long. Its product is annotated as single Ig IL-1-related receptor-like. The record is from RefSeq and is a predicted model, not a curated record. Lineage: Eukaryota; Metazoa; Arthropoda; Insecta; Hymenoptera; Formicidae. Bases 1161 to 2669 code for a protein of 502 amino acids. The transcript has 7 exons.
GGAGGUUGCAGUACGAGUAGCGCUUGAUGCGGCACGGUCGCGGUAUAAGACGACGACGCGUAGAGAGUUUCGCGCUUUCAAUCAAAAAAGGACAAGGAACUUAGUACACGCGCUUCGAACAGAACUCGGUGUAAGUCAUCUCGCACAAAUAUUAACCCGUGUGAAAAGCCCCGCCUUCUUCCCCGAGAGACGAUAAACGAGAAAGGCCGACACACGACUGAGAAGUCGACUAUCGUAACGAACAAGAGGAACGAACGGCUUUCCUGUGUGAGGAGAUCGCGACUGAGGAGAAGAACGGUGGACGGGGCGGCGGCAGCUAAGCGCUGAUGUUUCAAGUGUUUGACAUUCCCAGGUAAACGCGCUUCGCAAAGCGCCCGUGUUUGACUGCAAACAACGGAUGCGUCGUGCGCUCCUCUCUCUCUCUCUCUCUCUGUAUCCCUCGCCGUUUCGAGUGUUCGGGACCCCGCGGUUCGAUAACGGAGCAUUGUUUACCGUCGGCGAUACGACGUGCUUCCGCGAAUCGUGAGUCGUCUCUUGUCUGUCUUCACGCAGCAUGUGAAUUCCAGUCGCGAUAAAGAGAACGAGAAGUAUCACCUCUGCCGCCGCCGUCGCUGCCAACUUCACGCGGUCGGCGCAUUUCGGACAGUCGCCAACUUCACGCUGCUCCGUGACGACGGACGUUCUCGCACGAGUUCCGUGAUUGUAUAUUCGCAACAAAAACGCGGAACAAAACGCUCGCGGAUCGCGUCGAGAAGUUCUCGAAAGCGUGUGUUUUGGAACGCGUCGUCGGUCAGAGAGGGGGAGGUUCGCGAUUGUCGCGAACUUCAGACCGCGUGACUCCGCGCGGCAGUCUCGAUGGCGCACUGGCGCGCGCGAAUUGUGAGAAUGACGACCAGGUGAAUUCGACCGUGCGGUUGUCUAUAGAAUAUCGUGAAUCUCGUCACGGACUGUGAGUUUUUGCGUCGCGCGAUAAAGAUUUCGAAACUCGCGAAAUAUUUAAUUUAUAUUGACUGCCGGGAUAUUUCGCACGUUCGCGUGGUAUAAUCGUUCCACGAGGAUCGAAACUCGAUCGUUUACGCGGCUGGUGCGCGAAAAGUGAUUUAUUUCGAACAGGAUUGGCGACUGGUGCGCGAAUAAUAAUAAUAACAACAACAACAACGAUGAGCGUGAAAAUGAGAAUAUCGGCGAUUGUGCGUGCCGUCGUUGCGCUCACAAUAUCGACAUCGACGAUCGGUCUCUGCAAUGAGCUUAAGGAUUACUGCUCGAUGCACACGUACGACAAUCUAGCGGGCGGUCUGCAGUUCACGAAGGAGGUCAUUCCCACCGAGUACGCCAACGUGGGUGCAUUCAAGGCUCUCCACUGUUGCCUCAAGGGAUACAGGAGCAUCGAAUGGUACAAGGAUAACAGAGCUUACCCGUGGCCGGGUAGUGACAGCCAUUUUAUCCUAUAUCCCGAGAGCGCGAAUCAAACGAUCUAUACGCGGGAGAUAAGAGCCACAGAUGCGGGACGAUACUCGUGUAAAGCACAUAACGACACAAGCAAUAUGGAGGCUGACAUUACUCUCGAUGUACUCGAGGAAUCUGGUGUUUACACGGGGAAACCGCUAUUUACAUACAUACCGGCGACGGAGAUGAGACCACUGGGAGGCAGAGUGAGACUCUUCUGCGAAGCCUACCUGGGCAAAGUUGAUUUACCCGACGCCGAGAACUCCAUCAGCUGGUCGAAAAGUGACAACAACAUGACGCUACCCAGUCACGGCAGAGUGGCGCAGCACAAAGUGUCCCGAGAGAACGAUCAGAUAAUCGGCUCUUAUUUGGAGAUCGUGGAUGUUAAGCUUGAGGAUUAUGGCGAGUACAAAUGCGAGGUCAGCAAUGGCGUUGACGAGGAACGGACGGUGACAGCUCACGUUCGACCAGAACCGCAGUUUAUGCUGAGCCUGCCGAGUGGAUCCUGGCGGAAGUCACUUCUGCUGACGGUUCUCGCUCUCGUCCUGCUGCUAUCAGCCGGCGCAUUUUACGCACGCUGCUGGUUGCCGCUCGCAUUACUCUGCAGGGACAAGUUUGGUCGUCUCGAGGAAAACGACGGGAAGGAAUGCGACGCGCUGGUUUGCUACCACGAGAAGGACUCGAGUCUGGUGAUCGGCAUCGUGAUACCCACGUUGGAGUCCAGGCAUCGAUACAAAUGCACGGCGCUCGAACUGUCUCACCUGAAUCACAAUUGGCACCUGGAGAUCGCUCCACACGCCAGCACGGCUAGGCGAGUCAUCGUCGUGCUUAGUCCCGCUUCUCUGGGAAACAUCUGGACGGACGCGAGCGUCGGCACGGUGCUCAAGCAGCUGUCCUCGUUGCCGACACAAACGAUCGUCGUCACGCUGAAGGGACUCCCGAGCACGACAGCGACGAUCGCAAAGCGAUCGCGGCGCGACACCGACAACAUUUCUUUGGAUCGGCUGACGAUCCUGCGCUGGCAGGACGGCGGGUGCGGUAACGAGACCAUUUUCGGCCACGGUGGUCGCAAGUUUUGGUACAAAUUGAGACUGGCCAUGCCGGCGAUACGGCCGAUGGCGUUCGAGGCCAGUUGCCAAUCGGUCGCCAUGAUAGUGCAGGCAAACGGCAAAUGUGGACAGCAGAAGGCUCGUUCGCGCGAGAGUUUAGAGGUUCUCGUUUAGAGUUUCGUGUGCGCGCGCGCGUUCGUUGUCGCGACUCGGAAAUCCUGCCACGAGAAGAAAGUCCUUCGCGAGCUGACUUCACUCCUGACGAUUCGAAUCUCGCGCAUGAAUAUUUGAAGUUUGAAAAAAAAAAAAAAAAAACCGAAACAAAUCUGAAAAACUGUUAUCUCUGUACCAUUUGCUUUUCAACAAUUUUAUAAAUACGUAUUUUCACAAAUUUCGAAAAAAAAAAACACGAAAGGAAACCAGAAGACAUUUCCGAAUCUCACAAAUUUGAAUUUUGCGCGAUGACUUCGCGGCUGGGAAACUUCUGUCCGAUCAGAUUUUGAUUUGAGGAUCCCGCGAUUUUUCGUCGUCUUUGUUGUGUUUUGUAUGCGAAAUUUUUCACUUCAACGAAUGGAUUUGUAUAAAAACGCGCGCGAUAAAGUUGCAUAAUUUAUGUUUUUACCGUGUUACAGAACGAAACAUCUUGAGUGCGUCAAAUCAAUUUGUUUCGAUUUUAAACGUUUGAAUGAUCGCACACACACAAAAAAAACACGAAGAGAAAAAUGCAUAUCGUGACACUAUACUAUGUUACAUUCGACAUUUUGUGAGAUUUGUCAUGACGGAAAGCAAACUCGACUUUUUACUUCGUCUGUAAUUGGUUUCAUUUGAAAAUUAUAAUCGAUCUUAUAACGAAAGACAAAAAAAUCGACAGUUCGAUAUAUAUCUCCAGUGUUUUAUCGUCACGAUCGCAGCACGAUCUGUUCUUUUUACAUUCUGUAUAUCUCAGUGAGAUAGAGGCGGAGUGCAAUUACGUAAGAGGAAACGCCUAAACGAGGACGGGGGGGAGGAGGGGAUUUAUGCACUUCUACGAGAGACACAACUCUCUCUCGAAGUGGCAGUGCGAAUUAGUGGCGCAAAGCGUGAAUUUGCAUUUGCGAACAAGUCCCGCGGUUUUCGAAACGUUAAAAAUGUAGGAUGCAAUUUUUUCGCGCUGCCGCGCGAGUGAUGAAGUUUUGAUGAGACGGAAAAACUCAACAGUGAAAAGAAAACGAAAAAAAAAAAAAAAAACGUCCCGAUGACAACAAUAGAGACGGAAAGGACACAAAAAGUUCGUCGAAAGACGGUGGUGACUCUUUGGAAAGUGAGUUUAAUUUUUAUUGCGACUUUUGAUUUUCUUGAUCACUUUGAGAUCACUUCUGUGCUCGUAACAUUUUGACGAUUAUUAUUUUUCAAAAUAAAAAAUUGCGAAGUACACUUUGUGUUUAAUCUAUAUGAAUCAUGAGAGAACGGUGUUCUCUACCACGAGAAAGUUAAAAAGCCGAGGAGCGGAAAAAGAUAUGCGGCGAGCAGAAAUUCCCGGAUCCUUGUGAAAAGAAAGAAUGUAGAACAUUUUUGGAUUUUGUUCUUUUCUGUUGAGGGGUUUUGUUUUUGUUUUUAUUUUUGUUAAGUAUACCUUGUACCAUAUGUUGCGCGGAAUUUAUCCGCACGUAAGUACCGCGAGACAGAGAGAAAAAAGCAAAUAAAUUUAAUAAAUUACAACUCUCUAUACAUAUAUAGUUCUAUUUCAGUACAAUUGUGUUUUCAGAAAAGCGAGUUUGCUUUCCAUAUAAUAGGUUCGAUUUUUCUAGCAUUCCGAGUGUUCGUGUGUGAGUGUAUGUGAGAGAAAGAGAGAUAAAAUGAUGCCAGUCUUCCUUCUCGCGAGCGUGAUGAGAGCUUUAUUAUCGACGUUAGCGAUUAUUACAGGCGUUCGAUCAUUUUUUUUCUUUUUUUUUUUCCAGCAAUGUGCUUAUUACCAAUUUUCUUUGUAUAUAUUGGAAGUUCAUAUUUAUUUAGCUAGCCACGAUAUUUAUGUAUAAAAUUUGCGUAAUUUGUCGCGACCCUUUAACUGGUAGCUUCAUUUUUAUCUUUAUAUCGAAUGAUGAUUUUUAUAGAAAUCGAAGAAGAUCAGAUUUCAAUUUAAAUUUUUUUUACGAAUUUAAAUGGAAAUUUUACUUCAAACAUGUGUAUAUACAUUUACAUGUAUAUAUAUAUGUAUGUGUGUGUGUGUGUAUCUUUAAAUAAUUUAUAAUAACGCACACUUGUCAAGUGCGAUUGAUUUAGCGAAAAUGUUUAAUUUAAUCAUUUCCACACGUGUGUACAUACACAAGCGCGUCCAGCGUAUUAUAUUUAAAAUAAUUGCACGCUAUAAUACUGGUUAAAGGGUUCUCACUCGCAGAAAAUUGCAAUAGAGAGGUCGUUUCACAAAAACAAACGAUCUUUUGUAACCAUCUGUUUCAUGCCAAAUGAUAAUGACAGAUUCGUUAUUACGUAUUGUCGUUUGGUGUGACAUCGAGAUGUCAAUUCACCCUGGCGUGUUUAAUACAUAAUCGUUUUAUACUGUUUUAUAUAUAUUUGUAAGUAUAUUAUAACAUAUAUAUAUAUACAUAUAUCCCAGAUAAACGCAGACCUGAAAAACUCCCUAGACGCACAAUCGGUGUGUGGUGUUAGUAAAUUGUUGCUUAAGUUGUUACCGCAAUUUAUUUUUACCGGGGACAACAAGGCUGUAAAGGCUAUAAAGGAUAUGUGUCACACGGAUUUUUGUAGAUUCCUGAAUUUCUUAGUUCCUUUAAAUCCUACGUAAAGUCUGGGCUGAUUCUGGAUUCUUUGGUACCUGAAGUGCUUGGAUUCUUUCGAAUUUUUUAAUUUACACAAGUUGGUUAGCUCGUGCAUUCGUAAAUAUAUAUAUAUAUUUUAUAUAGAUUUAUAUUUUUAAUUAAAAAUCUUAAAAAUUAUAAGUUCGGAGUUUUUUAUUUACACAUCGCGCGUAUAUGUAAUAUUUAAAUUGAUCGCGGAUGUUGAACCGGGGCAAAUCUCGAUAAAAUUGUGCAUGUUUUAAUUCGGCAAAUGAUUCCCGCGCGUUAAUCGUCGAUUCACAUCGGGAUAGAGGUACCUGUAUCGAAUAUUCGCGCGUUCCGCGCUUUUUGACGGCGCAAUCGUAUUUGCAAUUGAAUACGCGCUAGUCGAUCCGAGUUGUCAGUGAUUGUCAGUCCCGGCUCCAGAGAAUUGAAUUGGGCCCAGAGCGCAAAAUAAAAAUAAAAAUAAAAAAAAAAAAAAAAAAAAACGGGGAGAAUAUUCGUAAAUAUAAGUGAUCCACACACGAGAGAGAGAGAGAGAGAACACACACUCGACGGCACAACAAUAAUGAUAUAAAGAUUUAGAAGAUAAGCGUUACUUGUGUAAUUAUUAUUAUUAUUAAUUAUUUGUAACCGUGAUCGCGCGCAAUCGUGAACGAUUGUGCCGAAGAAUUAAGAAGAAAAUGGAAGAAAGAGAGUGGGGUAAGAGGUGAGCUUAAUUUUUAAUCUCGAUAGCGAUUAUUCUCUUUACUGUCAGUAUUACGACACACUAGUGUACUCGUCUCGCCGGGGAUACCGAGCAAGGGAAUCACAUUGCUCACGGAUGAUCCGCGAGCCGAGUAAGCAGAGUAGAUGUAGAACUGUACUUUGUGAACGGCCCGUUUCGGAAAGGAACUCAAAGUAAGUACCACGCGUGUGUUUCGACAAUACACACAGAGGUGUGGUAUUAAUUUUUU